CAUUAUUUGUGACAUAUGGAUGUAACUUACUGUAUGUUUUGCUUUGUUGUUUUAAACCACAGAUGUAAACGAGAACAAGAAGAUUUUAAAUUGACUCACGAAUUUUUCAUUACGAAAUUCACUUCCGCUUUGUGCUACUGCGAUCCACGCUUCAAUUGUCGUCUUUUUAGUGCUGAAGUGGUGGACAAUUCCGUUGAUCCUCCAGCCAAGAAGCGGAAACUUGCUACAGGAGACUCCACUGCAGCGAAAUCCGUUUCACUGGCUACAUCAGACAUGGCGCAGAAUGGUUCAUCGCAUUCCAGCGAAGUAAUCGACGAGUCACUGUAUUCAAGGCAAAUAUAUGUGUUGGGUUAUGAGGCUAUGCGCCGUAUGGCAACAUCAGAUGUUCUUAUUUCUGGGCUAGGAGGACUGGGUGUAGAGGUGGCGAAAAAUGUGAUUUUAGGUGGUGUAAAGUCAGUGACGCUGCAUGACGAAGCCGUAUGCAAGGUUGCAGAUUUGACAUCCCAGUUCUACCUAACAGAAUCAGAUAUCGGGAAGAAUAGAGCAGAAGCAUGUUUGACACAGCUGUCGGAGCUAAAUAUGUAUGUUCCUACGAAAGCUUACAAUGGGCAACUUACAGAUGACUUCUUAAAACAAUUCAGGGUAGUUGUGUUGACAAAUAGCAGUCUGAAGGAGCAGUUGAGGAUUGCUGAAGUGACACAUGAAAAUGACAUUGCCCUCAUUAUUGCAGAUACAAGGGGUUUAUUUGCGCAGGUAUUUUGUGACUUUGGGAAGAAAUUUACUGUUGUUGACACCACAGGGGAAAACCCAGUUUCAGCAAUGAUAGCUAGUAUUUCACAGGAACCAGAGGGAGUGGUCACCUGUUUAGAUGAAACACGUCAUGGAUUAGAAGAUGGAGACUAUGUGACAUUCUCAGAAGUCCUUGGUAUGAGUGAAUUAAAUGGUUGUGCACCCAAGAAGAUUCGUGUCUUGGGUCCUUAUACAUUUAGCAUUGGUGACACCAGCACAUAUUCCGAAUACAAACGAGGUGGGAUUGUUACCCAGGUAAAGAUGCCAAAAUUUAUACAUUUUAAGCCUCUAAAGGAAUCCAUUAAGGAACCUGAAUUUGUCAUCACAGAUUUUGCAAAAUUUGAACGGCCUUCUCAAACUCACCUUGCAUACAUUACCUUGCACAAGUACAUUGAGCAACAUGGAGAAGCACCUAAACCUUGGAAUGAGGAAGAUGCAGGUGUAUUUGUGGCCCUAGCUAAAUCUACGAGCUUGGCUGGUGGAAAUGAUGAAGAACUUAACACAGAGUUGCUAGAAACAUUUUCCAAAAUAUCCUCUGGUGAUAUCCCCCCACUCAGUGCUGCUGUUGGAGGAAUUGUUGCACAAGAAAUUAUGAAGGCUUGCAGCGGUAAGUUUAACCCCAUUUACCAGUGGCUGUACUUUGACGCUUUGGAAUGUCUGCCCUCUGAUUUGUCUCAAAUCAAGGAAGAGGACUGCAAAGCAGCGGGGACGCGAUAUGAUGGUCAGGUAGCUGUUUUUGGAAGCACAUUCCAGCAGUGUCUGGGUGCACUAAAAUACUUUGUGGUUGGGGCUGGUGCCAUAGGCUGUGAACUUCUGAAGAAUUUUGCUAUGAUGGGAAUAGGCACUUCAGAAGGGGGUCAGGUAACAAUUACCGAUAUGGAUCUGAUUGAAAAAUCGAACCUGAACCGGCAGUUCCUCUUCCGCACUUCAGAUAUACAGUGCCCCAAAUCUCUAUGUGCAGCAAAAGCCGUACGACGUAUGAAUCCUGCAGUAAAUGUUGUGGCUCACGAGAAUCGUGUUGGUCCAGAGACUGAACGAGUUUAUGAUGAUGCUUUUUUUGAGUCUCUGGAUGGUGUAGCUAAUGCCCUUGAUAAUGUAGAUGGCCGAAUUUACAUGGAUCGGCGUUGUGUAUAUUAUCGCAAGCCUCUUCUUGAAUCUGGCACUUUGGGCACAAAAGGAAAUACACAGGUUGUUGUACCUUUCCUUACUGAAUCGUAUAGUUCAUCCCAAGAUCCACCAGAGAAAAGUAUCCCAAUUUGUACAUUGAAGAACUUUCCAAAUGCUAUUGAGCAUACACUACAGUGGGCAAGAGAUAGCUUUGAGGGCUUGUUUCGGCAAGCUGCCGAGAAUGCGGCGCAGUACUUGGCAGAUUCUGCAUUUGUGGAGCGUACUUUGAAGUUACCAGGCGUUCAGCCCUUGGAGGUUUUGGAGUCUGUGAAGCAUGCUCUUGUAGAUCAUCGUCCAAGAUCAUUUGAAGAUUGUGUUGCAUGGGCACGCUGUUAUUGGCAGGAACAAUAUAAUGACCAGAUUCGACAACUCCUGUUCAAUUUUCCUCCUGAUCAACUUACAUCAAGUGGUCAGCCUUUCUGGUCAGGACCAAAACGUUGCCCAACGCCACUUACAUUUUCAGUGGAUGAUCCUUUGCAUAUUGAUUAUAUUCUUGCUGCCGCUAAUCUAAAGGCCGAAGUGUAUGGGAUUACACAGAACCGAAACCGAGAAAUAAUAGCAAGUAUGGUAGAGAAUGUUGAUGUUCCUGAGUUCAUCCCUAAAUCAGGAGUGAAGAUUGCAGUCACAGAUUCCCAAAUGCAAGUGUCAAAUGGUGCUGGAAAUUUGGACCAUGAUCGAAUCAAUCAGCUGCAAAAGGAACUUCCUUCCAGAGAUGAACUGAAAGGACUGAUAAUAACGCCCUUGGUGUUUGAAAAAGAUAAUGACACCAACCUGCAUAUGGACUUCAUUGUUGCUUCUUCCAAUCUCCGUGCUGCUAACUACAAUAUUCCAUCAGCAGAUCGUCAUAAGAGCAAGCUUAUUGCAGGCAAAAUAAUUCCUGCCAUUGCCACCACAACUUCAGUAAUUGCAGGUUUAGCGUGUCUUGAAUUGUACAAACUUGCACAAGGUUUCAAGACAUUGGAGCGUUUCAAGAACGGCUUUGUGAACCUGGCUCUUCCCUUCUUUGGCUUUUCUGAACCCAUUGCUGCCCCAAAGAUGAAGUAUUAUGAAGAGGAAUGGACUCUUUGGGAUCGCUUUGAAGUGGAGGGAGAGCUAACCCUACGAGAGUUCCUGGAUUACUUCAAAGAGAAAUAUAAUUUGGAGAUCACGAUGUUGUCACAAGGGGUGUGCAUGCUCUAUUCCUUCUUCAUGGCCAAACCGAAGUGUGUGGAGCGCAUGAAUCUCCCCAUGUCUGAAGUAGUGAAGAAGGUUUCCAAGAAGAGGUUGGAACCCCAUGUCAGGGCACUUGUGUUUGAAUUGUGCUGUAAUGACAGUGAUGGCAAUGAUGUGGAAGUUCCUUAUGUUCGUUAUACCCUGCCAGAUAAUUAAUACAAAGAUUGGUCACACAGUGGUGACUAUCUUACUUUGUCACUUGCAUGUGAUCACUCAUAAACUUGGAACAUACCAUAUUCAGUGGUUUCGUGUUUCUUGCAGAAAAAAAAUUUGAACUUGGUUUCUUCCAUAGUGUCUUAUGUGUACCAUUCUUUAUGUUCUGUGAAUUUUUCCUGGGAAGGACUGGGAUUGUGUUGCUGUGUUUGAAUUAUCUUUUAUAUUAGAAUUAAAUCUCUUGACCAUUUUGAUGUUUAAAAACCUUAACAAGGAGCCUGACAGUAGAAAAUUAGAAUUAAUGUAUACUAGCUCCAGUAUCUCAUUCCUGCACAAGUAAUUUCUACUUGUGUGGUAGAUGUUCGUCAAGUUUAACCAGUACAUCUUAAAUUUUUAUAACUUCUUCAUGCAAGGUUGAAAAUAGUUUGAACUCAGAAUAAUUCUUAAGUCAUAGUAUGUAUUUGUUAAUAGUAACAUGAGAAGUGGUAGAGAUGUUUGUAUGGUAGGAAUAAUUUAUACUCACAUUCUUUGUUGCUUUUGCAUUGGAAAUGUAGAAUAACUUCAUUAUAUUGUAAACAUGUAAGAUCUCCCACUUUCUGUAAUUUAAAAGUUCUAGAAUACUGUUAGAAAUCACUGAAUUGUUUUAAUAGCAUUGUAACUGCUUCAGUACCAGGAUAACUUUUGUAAGUGGGAUGAAAGUAGCAGAUAUUGUUCUUCUGUAUAGUAAAUUGAAUAAAGUGUGAAAUUAAAUUUCAUAAUGGUUUAGUAUACAUUCAUUCCAUGGACAGUCGCCUUAUCUUAUGAAGCAUGUUGGCACUUAAUGCGUUGAUACAUAGUUUACUCAACGAUUUAUGCUGAGUGCAAUUUUUUUUCUAUAUAAGUAAUAUUCAUUGUUACACUCUACAUUUAUAUACAUAAUUUCAAGAUUACGUGGUGGAGUGAUUGUUAUAUAAUUCUGCAGGUAGUGUCAUUGCAGACAUGCACAGUUGCCAUCUAGAUGUGAUACACAUGUGAAGUAUGCGCACAUGUCAAUGUUACAAAAUUGAUAGUAAGUUGUAUGUCUUUAAUGAAUUUGUUAGAGAAUGUUCAUGUACAAUUUUCAUCUUUUAAGUCUCAGUCUGUAUAAGAGUGUGUAUAGCCAAUAUCCCUUAUUGUUCUUGAACCUGCGUGAUUUAUAUUUGCAUGAAUGAAAUUGGAUUGCUGUUUACAAAGUAUGGAAGUUGAUUCACAAAAAAAAUGUGAGGUGCCAUAACAUUCUGGCAGGUCAUGUUAAUAAACAGUAAUUACAUUUAUACAAGUAUAAAAAUGCUGCGAUUUUGAAGAUUGUGUUCAAGCUUUUUUAAUCAAGUGAUUAAUAUCUUUGUUAAUUAACAUAUAUACAAUUGCACGCAGCUGGUAUUCCAUUGUUUAUUCACACAGUUCUGUAUUAAAAGUAAAGUAAAAGGCCAUA
Molecule: messenger RNA, 4771 nt
Organism: Zootermopsis nevadensis
Lineage: Eukaryota; Metazoa; Arthropoda; Insecta; Blattodea; Termopsidae
Source: RefSeq, a predicted model, not a curated record